AAAACUAUCAUCGAAAGUUCGUCAUCCAAGUCGAACUGACAUCACUGCUUUACAGCAAGACCAUGAACGUCUUCAAGAUCAAGUCUCUCAUUUCAAAGCGGAAGUAGAUAAACUUCAGUCAAUAUCGAUCUAUUGUGGUUCUAAAAUGGACACCUACAUAAAUCAUCUACAAGAACAAAUAACUCAAGAUGAGAAAUGUAUGGAUGUUGUAUACUUGUCCUUGGCUGGUCUAAAACAGGUUCGUGACAUCUUGAAAGGAACGUUAACAUUUCAUGGCUCAACAAUCGAACAUGAUUCCGAAUUCAGUCACAUCGACACGGCUAUUACAUCUCUUACACCCAACACAAAAACCUCAAGUGAUAAUAAGCUACCGAACUCGUUACCAGUUCCUCUACUUGCGGACUACGGGCAUUUUCAAAAGCAGAAGGAAGAAUUUAUCCUAAUUGAAUCUAGUGAAGGGCAAAACGAUGACUGUGGUGCAAAUGAAAGGACGUCUGAUAACUUUAAACCUGAGAACGUCGAUGAUAUUUCUUCUGACCUUAUUGAUUAACCAAAUCACUUUCACAGAGAUUCAUCGAUGCCAAUUGUUACCAAUACUUUUGGCGAUUAUGGCUCAAGAUAAGGCUUGCGUGAUGUAGUCCUGUAAAAACAUCUUUGUAAUUUACUCUCUUCGCUUCCCAAACGUAGUAUAUUUUGCAUGUCUUCUGAUUUUCUGCACAACAAAAGCUUGUGGCAACAAAUACAUCUUGUGGCAAGCGAUCUUGCCUUUUUACCCUUUUUCCCGCUAAACACAAUCAGUCACACAGGCAUUCUCCCAUUAUAAUCUUUCAUCGCCAUUAUCUUUUUCACCUGUGCGUAUGUCUUCUUGUACUGAAAUACAUUACUUUUGUCUAAUAAUUUUCCUGGGUUUUGAG
This is a messenger RNA of Xenia sp. Carnegie-2017, 914 nucleotides long. RefSeq lists its product as uncharacterized. The record is from RefSeq and is a predicted model, not a curated record. Lineage: Eukaryota; Metazoa; Cnidaria; Anthozoa; Malacalcyonacea; Xeniidae. The coding region runs from base 146 to 550 and encodes 134 amino acids. The transcript has 4 exons.